Molecule: messenger RNA, 1152 nt
Organism: Trypanosoma grayi
Lineage: Eukaryota; Euglenozoa; Kinetoplastea; Trypanosomatida; Trypanosomatidae
Exons: 1
Coding region: 1-1152 (383 amino acids)
Biological process (GO): exonucleolytic trimming to generate mature 3'-end of 5.8S rRNA from tricistronic rRNA transcript (SSU-rRNA, 5.8S rRNA, LSU-rRNA)
Molecular function (GO): nucleic acid binding; 3'-5'-RNA exonuclease activity
Source: RefSeq, a predicted model, not a curated record
AUGCCAUCUCACACGAAGCGUGCCAUGGCGCAACGGGUGGCGAGGAAAGAGCGGCAGGCGCUGCAGCACGGGCGGCGCGCCAAGCAGAGUCGUAACGGCAAAGCGCAGCAGCAGCACCACCACCACCACCAGCAGCAGCAGCAGACGUACCAGCAGCGCGGCCGCCAAUACGCCAACACCUAUGACGCGGCAAACCCAUUGGACCAACAGCUCUUUGAUUACAUCAUCGUUGUGGAUGUCGAGGCGACCUGCGAACGGGACGGCACAAACUACCCCCACGAGAUCAUCGAGCUGCCCGGCGUGCUGAUUGACGUGCGUCGUGGCCUCGUUGACACGAAGCGCUCCUUUCGCUCCUACGUGAAGCCGUGGCGUAACCCUGUGCUUUCGGACUUCUGCAAGUCUCUGACGGGUAUCACGCAGGAGGAUGUUGACAAGGCGCCUGGUCUACCGGAGGUGGUGGAGCGGUUCACGCGGUGGUACCGCGAGACGAUUCCCAUCGGCGCCAAGGUCGCCUUUGCCGCGGACGGCCCGUGGGACUUCAAGAGGUUCAUCUACGAGUGUUCCAUUCUGCGCGACCACGUGGGAUUUCCCGGCAUCUUCUACGAGUACCUCGACAUACGCACGACCUUUGCCCACAAUUUCAACCGCGGUGCGCCCAUCAAGCUGGAUUCGAUGCUGCGGCGCAUGCGGCUGCAGUUCGUCGGCCGCCCCCACUGCGGCUUCGACGACGCGACGAAUAUUGCACGUCUCGCCGUGGCGAUGAUGCGGGAAGGAUGCAUCUUCAACUUCCUCAUCGCCAUCCCGAUGGAGGACGACUAUCACUACGCGCUCGACGGCUACCCGCUUUACCGCCGCGAGGAGGGCAGUGGCAGGCUUGACCCCGACGUUGUGGACGACAUAGCGAAGCAGUGCUACGGUAUGGAGUACUUCCGCUUCGGCGAGAAACACAAAGCGGCUGUGCAGAAGUACCGCGAGGCGAACCCGCACAAGUUUCGCGGCGCCGCACUGAAGCAGAUGGAGGAGCACCUGCACCGUGGCCGGCAGGCCGUUCGGUGUCGCCUGGUGGCGGUGUGCGUGCUGGCGGUGGUGGCCGUGGCGAUGCUGACGGUGUUGGUCUACGCGAGGAUGUCGAAAUGGUGGCGACUACAGUGA